AUGCCCCUCUCGCUUCGACAACAGCCCUCCCCUGGCAGACUGGCACCUGCUUUCCCCCUCUUUCCCUCACUGCUGUUCUGGCUGCUGCUGCCCAAUGCUCAGGCACUGCCCGUGCAGAACACAGACUCCCAGGAGGUGGUGCCAGUCUGGGUGGCAGCUCCUACGGCUCGCGGAGGGCAGGUGUCCGUCUUCAUCACCGCCUUCGGGAAAGAGUUUGCGCUGCACUUGGAGCCCGAUGCCAGCUUCUUAGCGCCUGGGCUGAAGAUCCAGCAUGUGGGGAGGAAGGAGCCCUCGGGCUUCCUUGCUCAGGAGGAGGAGGAUGUGGGGCUACGGCGAUGCUUCUACUCGGGGACCGUGAACACGCAGCCAGACUCCCUGGUGGCCGUCAGCUUGUGCCAGGGCAUCCACGGCUCCUUCUUGGUGGAUGGACACGAAUAUGUCAUCCAGCCCCGAGGUCACAGGAGUGGAGAUCCUCUGCUGCAGGUCCACCAACUCCAGAAGAGGGGGUGGACGAGAGAAGACCCUGGGGAGGUCCCAGAAGGGGAAGCCCAAGCAGAACCCCACCGUGCCAGCAGCAGAACCAAGCGGUUCACCUCGCAGGCACGCUACGUGGAGACCUUGCUGGUAGCAGACGCCUCCAUGGUCCACUUCUAUGGGGAUGACCUGACGAAUCAUAUCCUCACCUUAAUGUCUGUGGCUGCUCAGAUUUACAAACACCCCAGUCUGAAGAACUCCAUCAACCUGGUGGUGGUGAAGGUGUUGGUGGUAGAAGAUGAAAAGGCUGGGCCAGAAGUGUCCAACAAUGGAGGACUCAUGCUACGGAACUUCUGCAAUUGGCAACAGCAGUUCAACCCUCCAAAUGACCGUCACUCGGAACACUAUGACACGGCAAUUUUGCUAACAAGACAGGAUUUCUGUGGACACCAGAGCUGCAGUACCCUCGGAGUGGCGGAGACUGGCACCAUGUGCGACCGAAACAAAAGCUGUUCUGUGAUAGAAGAUGAGGGUCUCCAGGCAGCCUACACCUUGGCCCAUGAACUAGGGCACGUACUCAGCAUGCCUCAUGAUGAUUUCAAUACCUGUAAGAGGCUCUUUGGGGCCUUAGGAAAGCAUCACAUGAUGGCUCCUUUGUUCAUCCACUUGAACAAGACUCUGCCUUGGUCUCCUUGCAGUGCCAUGUACAUCACGGAAUUUCUGGAUGGAGGACACGGUGACUGUCUGCUUGAUGAACCGGCCGAAUCCAUACCUCUCCCCACAGAUCUUCCAGGCCAAGUGCCCUUAUACAACCUGGAUCAUCAGUGCCAGCAGAUAUUUGGCAAAGAGUUCCGACACUGCCCAAAUGCCACGCAGGAAGACCUUUGCUCCCAGCUCUGGUGCAAGCUGGAGGCAGGAGAACGUUUGUGCCACACCAAAAAUGGCAGCUUGCCCUGGGCAGAUGGAACACCCUGUGGGAUAGGGAAGAUGUGUCUGGAUGGCCAUUGCAUGGCACAAGAUGCAGUGAUGCCCAAGGCUGCUGUGGAUGGGAACUGGGGUCCCUGGAGCCCUUGGGGGCCAUGUUCCAGGACGUGUGGCGGAGGAGUGCAUUUCUCCAACAGAAACUGUGACAACCCGCUGCCUAGGAACGGAGGCAAAUACUGUGAGGGCCAAAGGGUUCAAUAUGAGUCAUGCCUCACUGAGGAAUGCCCACCUAAUGGCAAGAGUUUUCGAGAGCAACAGUGUGAAAAGUACGACAGGUACAACUUCACAGACCUGAAUGGGAAUUUGCUGGAGUGGGUGCCCAUGUACACGGGUGUGUCACCUCGUGAUCGCUGCAAACUGAUCUGCCGGGCUAAAAGAGGGAAUGAAUUCAAAGUGUUUGAGAACAAAGUGAUUGAUGGGACCCUCUGCGCACCUGAGACCCUCUCGGUUUGUGUACAUGGCCAGUGCAUCAAAGCUGGCUGUGACCACGUCAUUGGGUCACCCAAGACGUUUGACAAGUGUGGGGUUUGCAAUGGCAAUGGCUCAACUUGCAGGAAAAUAACCGGCUCACUCAACAGAUCCAAGUUUGGGUAUAAUGACAUUGUCACAAUCCCCAUGGGAGCAACCAACAUUGACGUCAAACAACACAGCCGCCGUGGGGUGAGGCAUGAUGGGAACUAUUUAGCCCUGAGGACACUGGAUGGCAAAUACCUCUUGAAUGGGAACCUGACUGUUUCAGCCAUGGAGCAAGACAUUUUCGUGAAAGGGAGCGUCCUGAGGUACAGCGGUUCCCUUACCACGCUGGAACGCCUCCAAAGUUACCAGCAGCUCCCAGAACCCCUCAUUGUCCAGGUGUUGACCGUUUCCAGCGAGAUGUUCGUUCCCAAAGUGUUCCCCAAUCCAAAGGUGAGAUACACAUUCUUUAUCCCCAAGGACGUCCACUUCAGCAAGCAGAAGAGCAAAGAGAAGAGCUUGGCCAACGUCAUUAGACCCAUGCUGACAUCGCAGUGGGUUCUGGGAGACUGGUCUGCGUGCUCCAAGUCCUGUGGUUCUGGCUGGCAGAGACGAACACUGAAAUGCCUGGAUGUGGAAGGGCAGAUCUCAUUGACCUGUGACAGGGCUGUGAAGCCAGAAGACAUCAAGCCCUGCAAUGACUUCCCAUGUCCCAUCUGGCAGAUGGGCCCUUGGUCCUCUUGUUCCCAAACAUGCGGAGAGGGAGCACGGACGCGAAGCGCCCUGUGCGUUGACUACGCAGGGAAGCCAGUUGCCUCGGAGAAAUGUGGCUUGUCACGACCAGCGGCAGCAACCAGUGCCUGCAUGUUCCAGGAGUGCUGA
Molecule: messenger RNA, 2793 nt
Organism: Elgaria multicarinata webbii
Lineage: Eukaryota; Metazoa; Chordata; Lepidosauria; Squamata; Anguidae
Gene: ADAMTS8
Product: ADAM metallopeptidase with thrombospondin type 1 motif 8
Exons: 9
Coding region: 1-2793 (930 amino acids)
Biological process (GO): proteolysis; extracellular matrix organization
Molecular function (GO): metalloendopeptidase activity; zinc ion binding
Source: RefSeq, a predicted model, not a curated record